AUGGGGGCCCCCCGGGAGCGCCGCGAGGUUCUGGCCGCCAUCCGGGCCGAGGUGGCCCGGCACGAGGGGGCCAAGGGCCACCUGGACCGGCUGGUGCGGCUCGUGGAGACCGUGCCCGAACCCCGACUGCGCGGGAGCCUGAGCAGCGCCCUCAGGGCCCUCCGAGAGGCCUUAGUGAACAGCCAGGAGUGGACCCUGGGCCGCUCUAUCCCUGAGAUCCGCCUGGGCGUCCUGGGCAGCAGCAAGAGCGGGAAGUCAGCGCUCGUGCACCGGUUCCUCACCGGCUCCUAUGUGGGCCUGGAGCCCACGGAGAGUGGUCAGUUCAAGCGGGAGGUGACGGUCGAUGGCCAGAGCCACCUCCUGCUCAUCCGGGAGGAGGCCGGCGCCCCGGACGCGCAGUUUGCCAGCUGGGCGGACGCCGUCAUCUUCGUCUUUAGCCUGGAGAGCGAGAGCAGCUUCGAGGAGGUGGAGCAGCUGCACGCGCUGCUCAGCGACCUCCGCGGCACCAGCGACGUGGCCCUGGCGCUGGUGGGCACCCAGGACAAGAUCAGCUCGUCCAGCCCGCGAGCGGUGGAGGACGCGCGCGCCCGGGCGCUCUGCGGGGACAUGCGGCGCUGCCUCUACUACGAGACCUGCGCCACCUACGGCCUCAACGUGGACCGGGUCUUCACCGAGGUGGCCCAGAAGGCCGUGGCGCUGAAGAAGCAGCAGCAGCUGAUGGCGUCCUGCAAGUCCCUGCCCAGCUCCCCGAGCCACUCCGCUGCCUCCACCCCCGUGGGGGGUGUCCACCCUGGCCAGACCAGCAAUGGUGGCCACACCAGCGACUACUCGUCCUCACUGCCGUCCACCCCCAACGUGAGCCACCGGGAGCUGCGCAGCGAGACCCCGGCCCCGCUGGGCACGCCCAGCUCGCUGCACCGCGGGGCCAAGCGCCGCACCAGCCUCUUCGCCACGCGCCGUGGCAGCGACUCCGAGAAGCGCAGCCUGGACAGCCGAGGCGAGGUGGCCGGCAGUGGCCGUGCCAUCCCCAUCAAGCAGAGCUUCCUGCUGAAGCGCAGCGGCAACUCCCUGAACAAGGAGUGGAAGAAGAAAUACGUGACCCUGUCCAGCAACGGCCUCCUCUUCUACCACCCCAGCAUCAACGACUACAUCCACAGCACCCACGGGAAGGAGAUGGAUCUGCUCCGCACCACGGUCAAGGUGCCCGGGAAGCGCCCGCCCCGCGCCAUCUCUGCCUGCGGCCCGUCGGCCAGCAUCAACGGGCUGCUGCGGGACCCUGAGCCGGGCACCCUUUCUGACCCGAGUGGUUCUGAUGGACUUGGUGACCUGUCCCCCCUGUCCUUCGAGGCCGUGUCCAGCCCUGGCAGUGCGGGCAGGGACCCUCCACCGUCACCGCUGGUGGACAGGAAGAAGCACCGGCGGAAGAAGCUGAUGACGCCGUCCAAGACCGAGGGCUCGGGUGGGCAGGCAGAAGAGGAGGAGAACUUUGAGUUUCUGAUCGUGUCAAGCACGGGGCAGACGUGGCACUUCGAGGCUGGCAGCUUCGAGGAGCGCGACGCGUGGGUCCAGGCCAUCGAGAGCCAGAUCCUGGCCAGCCUGCAGUGCUGCGAGAGCAGCAAGAACAAGGCGCGCAUGGACAGCCAGAGUGAGGCCGUGGCCAUCCAGGCCAUCCGCAACGCCCGCGGGAACUCACUCUGCGUGGACUGCGGGGCACCCAACCCCACGUGGGCCAGCCUGAACCUGGGCGCCCUGAUCUGCAUCGAGUGCUCGGGCAUCCACCGCAACCUGGGCACGCACGUGUCGCGCGUGCGCUCGCUGGACCUGGACGAUUGGCCCCGGGAGCUGACCCUGGUGCUCACGGCCAUCGGCAACGCCACGGCCAACAGCAUCUGGGAGCAGAACCCGCGCGGCCGCUGCAAGCCCACCCACGAGUCCUCCCGGGAGGAGAGGGAAUCGUGGAUUCGUGCCAAGUACGAGCAGAGGCUGUUCCUGGCACCGCUGCCCGCGGCCGAAGCGCCGCUGGCCGAGCGGCUGCUGGGGGCGGUGCGUGAGCAGGACCUGCCCGCGGUGCUGCUGCUGCUGGCCCACAGCCACAAGGACCAGCUCAACGUGGCCAUGGCGGACACGGACCGGCGCACGGCGCUGCACCUGGCCUGUGACACCGCCCAGGUGGUCGUCACCCAGCUGCUGGUGUGGUACGGGGCCGAUGUGCGGGCACGGGAUGGCCACGGCCGCACCGCGCUGUUCUACGCCCGCCGCGCCGGCAGCCGCGAGUGCGCCGACAUCCUGCUGCAGCACGGCUGUCCCGGAGAGGGGCCCGGCAGCCCCUCGACCCCCGGCAGCCCCCCGACCCCCGGCCCCCCGACCCCCGGCGGCCCCCCGACCCCCGGGCCCCGCCGCCGCAGCAGCUGUGCCAGCGUGGGCCCCUGCGAGCCCCGGUCCGCCCUCGUAUAG
Molecule: messenger RNA, 2454 nt
Organism: Sturnus vulgaris (Common starling)
Lineage: Eukaryota; Metazoa; Chordata; Aves; Passeriformes; Sturnidae
Source: RefSeq, a predicted model, not a curated record